This is a messenger RNA of Nematostella vectensis (starlet sea anemone), 3034 nucleotides long. Its product is annotated as ras-related C3 botulinum toxin substrate 1-like. The transcript is spliced from 6 exons. Gene Ontology annotation, biological process: regulation of cell shape; establishment or maintenance of cell polarity; actin filament organization. The coding region runs from base 100 to 678 and encodes 192 amino acids. Gene Ontology annotation, molecular function: GTP binding; protein kinase binding; GTPase activity. The record is from RefSeq and is a predicted model, not a curated record. NCBI's taxonomy places the organism in Eukaryota, Metazoa, Cnidaria, Anthozoa, Actiniaria, Edwardsiidae. Gene Ontology annotation, cellular component: cytoplasmic vesicle; plasma membrane; cell cortex.
CCAGCGAUCAUUGCGCUCCUCCAGGCGUUGGCGAGAGAGACAGCUAAAGUUUGUGGAAGUUCGUUGAAAUUUUGAUCGAAUUUUGACGGAUUUGGCACUAUGCAAGCUAUCAAAUGCGUCGUCGUUGGCGAUGGUGCUGUAGGAAAGACUUGUAUGCUCAUUAGCUACACUACAAAUGCCUUUCCUGGAGAAUAUAUUCCAACGGUUUUUGACAAUUAUUCUGCUAAUGUCAUGGUAGAUGGACGACCUAUCAAUUUGGGACUUUGGGAUACAGCAGGUCAAGAAGAUUACGAUCGGUUACGUCCCCUAUCUUACCCACAAACAGAUGUGUUUCUGAUCUGCUUCUCAGUGAUAAGUCCUGCAUCAUUCGAGAACGUUAGAGCAAAGUGGUACCCAGAGGUAAGUCAUCACUGCCCAGGCACACCUAUCAUCCUUGUUGGCACUAAAACUGACUUGAGGGAAGACAAGGAGAUGAUAGAAAAGCUAAAGGAAAAGAAGCUUAACCCUCUCUCCACCUCACACGGACUGCAGAUGGCCAAGGAGAUCAAGGCCGCUAAAUACCUAGAAUGUUCUGCAUUAACGCAAAAAGGUCUCAAGACAGUGUUUGAUGAUGCCAUCAGAGCUGUGCUAGAACCCAAAAAACCACAGAAGAAGAGAAGGAAAUGUAAUCCAUUGUAGGUUAGGAAUGAACCAUUUAGCAGGUAUAUAUUUCAAAUGGGUGCCAAGAGGAAACGUUACAACCAAUGCUAGGGGGAGUUUGAUGGUGUCAGUCUUUUUCAUAAAAAUGGUGACAAGGAGAAUGUGUAUAGUAAGCACAAUGUUCUUGAGAACAAGAUCAGGAAGUAUGUUGAGCUGUGAAUAAUGGUCAGUAGUGCUGUUACUAAUGGUAAUUGGGGCAAGAAAGAUGGUAAUAAUAGUGAAGAAGAUGGUGAUGAUGAUUGUGAGAAAGCUGGUAAUGUUGGCGAUGAAAAUGGUGAUUAUGAUGUUACUAUGAAGGUAUUAUGAUUAAGAUAAUAAUGACGAUAACAAUGAUGCUUACAGCAUACUUUUAUUGCAACAUUUCCAAAUUUAAUACAAUUGUUAAAAAUGAUUACAACGGCUGAUAUGAGAUUAUAUUUUUGUACCAUUUCAAGCAGUAUUGUUUUGGAGGUAUUAGCCUGACAAUACAAUACCCCCUGCUGGUAUAUUAUGUUUCCGGUACCUGAUUUGUAGCUAGCCUGAAGUAAGAUGCCUAGAAAGGUCACCACAUGUCCUCUAGAAUAGUUAAAAUAUUUACCAAUAACCUUCACAUUUCUGAAUUAUUCCCAUUUCAAAGGUAUGAUCUUCGAUGUAACACUGAUCCAAAACAACAUUGUUCCACUAAGAAGUCACAUAAAUAAAUUAUAUGUUUGAGAAGCCAGUAACAUGAAGUUAGAGCUCAAAAGAGCUAUCCUAGUUUAUUGCAUGCAACACACUAUAUGAAGUAGAGUAUACAGUACUUCAUUACAUUUCUAGAUAAUAGGCUCCUUGCACUGAGAAAUCAUGAACACAAAAAUGCCAUAGCUGUCACACCAGAGAGCAAUGAAAAUAUGAGGUAUUUAAAUGAAAAUAUGCCCUUUCUGACUUGGUGUUGUUGUUUUGUUUUUAACAACCAGACUAGGCUCAAGUUUGACACCAAAAAAUCACAUGAUUUCUUAGUCUAUGUCGCCUAUUGUAGAAGGCUUUUUUGUGUUUUUCUCACAAUGCUUCACUUUAUGUUCACUGGUAAUAAAAAUGGUGAUUAGGGGGAUUAGGCCACCAAUUGUGCUGAUAUCUAGGUUACUAUGGUAACUGGCCUAGACAGGUUCCACUGAAUGAACUAAGAAAAUUAUUGCAUUUUACUUCCAAUAUUAUGUAUUGUGUAUAUCUUUAUUUUUUCGAAACACUUUUUGGUCUCUUGCUUUGUCAGCAUUUAGUGUUGGUUAAUUGUUUCAAAUCCAAACUUAUGAAAAGAGGGUGCUUGUUUCAUAAGGAAGAUAAUUUAAUAUACAUGGCCUUAAUUGUGAAAAGUAGAUUUGCAAAACCAUCUUUUAGGCAUUUGUUUUAUUGAUGGGAGUAACAAAAGUGUCAGAUCAAUAAAUCACAUAGUUAUUUAAAAAUGAUCAAGAAUUUGUAUGAAAUCUUCUAGUUGGAACUGACCCUCUUUGGUUGCACGUUGCUUGUGUUUGCUAAAUAUUCUUAAUAAGGUAAUGUAAUAUUACAAUCUUUCUGUCCAUUGAAUUCUCUAGUAUAGAUGAACUCAAAAUUGCCUUAGCUGCCCUUUAAUUUAUUUUCUUGGAACAAAUUUAAUUUAUUUAAGCUUAGAGUUAUCUUUAAUAACACUACUUUUCUGUACCAAUGUUAUAUUUGCUUCUUUGUUAAAGGAACUUGCUUAUCUUGCAGGCAAGAUCUAAAGCAGUGCAAAAUAACAACGAAGUCUAGACCAUUGACUAACACUACUAAUCUACAUUCUAAUUUAUUUACUGAUUAAAAGCUUGUAAAAUGUAGACUUAUAUCUGAGUGUAGGACUUACAAACACGUCAAUCCUGCUGCGAUUAACUUGACACUCCCAUACUUUAAAGGGCUUCGGUUUGACCUCUGAAUUACUAAAUAACCAAGAGAGUUAGGGUCAAACUAGCCUUGGGUGUGGUUCAGUUUUACAUACGCAGUGUUGAUGUUUCUUUGAAGCUGUCACUUAUAAUGUAUUCCAAGGGAUUAUAUAAAAUAUAAGUUUUUUUAGCACAUCUGUACCUGUCACUUUCCUGACCUGAAUAAAACAACUGCAGAUUGGGCUUUUUAGCAUUUUCUAUGUCCAAAAGAGGAAUAAUUUCUUCUUGAAAAAUGAUAGAUUCUGAAGCUUGUCAUUUUUGGGGGUUCUUGAGAUUUUGAAAAAACUUGAGACUCCUGCCUACUGGAGAGUUGACAGGUAUGAACAUCUUUUCACAAAUUUGUAUAGUAUCUAGUGGAAAUAGUGAUUGUUUUAACCUUAGUUGGUGUUUAUGUAUGUUCGAAUCAUAAUAAAGAAAACUCUGACAAA